Molecule: messenger RNA, 1191 nt
Organism: Cooperia oncophora
Lineage: Eukaryota; Metazoa; Nematoda; Chromadorea; Rhabditida; Trichostrongylidae
Source: the annotation of a GenBank genome assembly
AUGCAUACAUGCUCGGCUUAUCAACAUCGCACUCCGUAUGCUUCUUCCGGCUCACCACUCAGAGGAUAUCACUCACUGCCACGACAUGAUGAUAAUGUAUUCCCCACUUACUCAGCAGUUCGAGGACUAACACCCAGGUGUCGCCGUCUGUCAGCGGCCGCAGCUGACUGCCGACUGAGAAGCAGUGGUAGUGAUGGAAGAAAAUCGCCUUCAUUCGCUUCCGGGUCGCCCGAUGGUGCUUCACACAUGGAUUGUUCACUGGAAUACCUAGCAGAUCUUGUAAAGGAAAAGAAGGAUCUCGAGAUGUUCGUGGAUAACUUCCAACACGUUGAACGUCUCCUCAACGAGGAGAUUUCAAGAGUGCGCGGAGCACUAUUCCAAACAGAGUUCGUCACUGAACCUUUCGAUUUGCCAGAACCUAUUGGAGAUGUGGUCACUAUCACUGAGAAAAUCUACGUUCCUAAGAGAGAAUAUCCUGACUAUAACUUCGUCGGACGGAUUCUCGGACCGCGUGGUAUGACUGCCAAACAGCUGGAGCAGGAAACUGGCUGCAAAAUCAUGGUUAGAGGCAAAGGAUCAAUGCGUGAUAAAAGAAAGGAGGAAGCAAAUCGAGGUAAACCGAAUUGGGAACACUUGGACGACGAGCUGCAUGUGCUCUUACAGUGCGAAGAUACCGAAAACAGGGCGAGGAUAAAGUUGCGCGCGGCUAUGGACCACGUGAAGAAGCUUCUCGUUCCGGCGCCCGAAGGAACAGAUGAACUCAAAAGGAAGCAACUCAUGGAGUUAGCCAUUAUAAAUGGAACAUAUAGACCUUUUCACAAAUCUGGAUUAUCAAACUCGAAUCGAAUUAUAACCCCUGUACCACUUGUCUCUCCAAUCCGCGCUCCUAUUUUCGUUUCACCAACAAGCAGCCCUAACAACGGAAUGGUACAGAAGCCUUCAAAUCCAGGAUAUAUUGGAACAAACUCACAGCAGCCGUUUGACUAUUCUUCAUUCAUGAAUUCGAACUUCCUUGAGUCAGCACUGGCAUCUUUCCAAAUUGCUAACGAGCUGCACCUUCCCACAUUUCCAACAGCUACCUCAUUAGUGAACUCCUUCCCAUCGCUUUUUAUGAACACAUCUGCAAAUUCUGUCACAACACAAGAUACGUCCACUUCAGCUACAGCUCUCAGCCCAACGAAGUGUUUUUGA